This is a messenger RNA of Poecile atricapillus (Black-capped chickadee), 2368 nucleotides long. RefSeq names its product zinc finger protein 467 (gene ZNF467). Gene Ontology annotation, molecular function: RNA polymerase II cis-regulatory region sequence-specific DNA binding; DNA-binding transcription factor activity. Gene Ontology annotation, biological process: regulation of transcription by RNA polymerase II. NCBI's taxonomy places the organism in Eukaryota, Metazoa, Chordata, Aves, Passeriformes, Paridae. The transcript has 4 exons. The coding region runs from base 114 to 1964 and encodes 616 amino acids. The record is from RefSeq and is a predicted model, not a curated record.
CGGCGGCCACCGCGGGGGGCGGGGCACGGUGGCGGCGGCGGCGGCGGAGCCGGAGGGGCCGGGGGAGCCCCGAGGCCGCGGGUCCCCCCGUGGCCGAGACGGAGCCGGAGGAGAUGGAAGCACCGGGAUGCACCGGCCCAGCGUGGCUGGUGGUCCCCAAGGUGGAGAUGAGCCCCGAGGGUGACGGGGAUGAUGCAGGGGACCCGGAGCUCGAUGACUCAGGGCAGUGGCUGGUGCGGAAGGUGAAGGUGGAGGACGAAGAUGAGGCCGAGGCCUGGGCAGCUGCGGUCGGAACCGAGGCCCCGUUGUCUCCGCGGCCGCCGCCCGGCUCGGUGCCCCCCGACCCCGCCGGGACACCGGACCACACCGGCGGCUGCAAGGUGGAGGAGCCGUGCCCGGAGGAGCUGGGGUACGGGCUGCUGCCGGCCUGGGGGCCGGGGCCGCACCCGGACGGCGUCGGGACGGCCUUGGGCGCGGGGGCGAGCCCCGGCGGCGGCGGCGGCUGCGGGCGCUGCUCCCGGCCCGGCCCGCGGCCGUUCUGCUGCCCGCAGUGCGGGAAGGCGUUCGGGAAGAAGGCGCACCUGACGCGGCACCUGCGGGUGCACACCGGGGAGCGGCCCUUCCCCUGCCCGCACUGCGGCCGCCGCUUCCGCCAGCGCAUCCACCUGCGCUCCCACCUGCGCACCCACACCGGGGAGCGGCCCUACCCCUGCCCGCGCUGCGCCCGCCGCUUCCGCAAGAAAACGCACCUGGACCGGCACCUGCGCACCCACACCGGGGAGCGCCCGCACCCCUGCCCGCGCUGCGCCCGCCGCUUCGCGCACCGCCAGCACCUCCUGCGCCACCUGCGCCUGCACGGGGACCCCGCGCCGGGACACGGCCACCGCCGAGGGGACGGGCACGGCCCGGGCCCCGCCGAGGAGAAGCCGCUGCCCUGCCCGGGCUGCGAGAUGAGCCUCAGCUGGAAGCGGAGCCCGGCGGAAGCGAUGCCGGGGGCCGGGAAUGGACACCUGGAUGGGCACCGGGAUGAGGACGGGGACGCUGAGGAGAAGCUGCUGAUUUGCCCCCAGUGUGGGAUGAGCAUCAUCUGGAAGCAGAACUCGUCGUCGCACCCGUGGCAGCACCCGGAGAACCAAGCCCUCGGCUGUGCCCUGCAGCCCCCGCAGGAGCCCGGAGCCCAGGACCCCCAGCCCCCCUCACAGGCGGCCCCGGCCGAGCGUCCCCUCGUGCAGGACCCCCAGCUCCCGUCACAGGUGCCCGGUGCCGACCGCAGCCAGGACCCACAGCCCCUCCCGCAGCCCCCGCAAGCGCCCGGUGCCCAGGACCACCGGCCACGGGAGCCGAGUGCCACGGGCGGCCCCGGCUGCGCCCAGGACCCCCCGCAGGCGACCCCCGCCCAGCGCCCCUUCACCUGCCCACAGUGCGGGCGCGGCUUCGGGCGCAAGGCGCACCUGGCGCGGCACCUGCUGGUGCACUCGGGCACCCGGCCCCACGCCUGCGCCCGCUGCGGCCGCCGCUUCAGCUCCAAGACAAACCUGGGUCGGCACCAGGCCGUGCACACCGGGCUGCGGCCCCACCACUGCGCCCGCUGCGGCCGCGGCUUCACCCGCAAAACUCACCUGGAGCGCCACGAGCGCACCCACGGCACCGGCACCAGGACGGGCACGGGCAUGGGCACAGCCAGCGCUGGCACAGGGACGGGCACAGCCAGCACUGGCACGGGGACGGGUACAGGCAGUGCUGGCAUGGGGACAGGCAUGGCCAGCGCUGGCACGGGGAUGGGCACGGCCACUGCUGGCACGGGGAUGGGUACAGGUAGCGCUGGCAUGGGGACAGGCAUGGCCAGCGCUGGCACAGGGAUGGGCACGGGCAGCGCUGGCAUGGGGACGGGCACGGCCACUGCUGGCACUGGCAUCGCUGGGUCCCAGCUGAGCUGGCCAGAGCCCCCCACCCUCUGUCCCUGAACACCAGGAGGUGCCAGGGGCUCCAGUGGAUGCCAGCGGUGAAUCCCUGGCACUGCGGUGUUGGGAUGUGCCGGGAGGUGCCGCGGGCCCUGACGGCUGCCGGUGGUGAGUCCUGGCACUGGGGUGUGCCGGGGGCACUGGUGACCGGCAGUGGCACACCCUGACCCCGGAGGUGUGCCCUGUUCCCCGGUGACCCUGAGCCCCGGGAUGUCCGGGGUGUGCCGGUGCCACAUCCUGAGGGCCGGGAUGUGCCGGGGGCCCCGGCAGGGGGAUCCCACGGGAUCCCGGGGGAUCCCGGCCCGUUGUGCCACCGGCAGCGCUGUGGCCGGUGGCGCUGGCAGCCCCCCGGUGGGCAGGAGGCACCGGAGCGAAGCCGAGAUGCCAAUAAAGCCGUUUUUAUGGAA